This is a messenger RNA of Chironomus riparius, 2832 nucleotides long. Lineage: Eukaryota; Metazoa; Arthropoda; Insecta; Diptera; Chironomidae. The record is from the annotation of a GenBank genome assembly.
AUGAGUGGGUCAAGUUCUGAGCAUAACAAUGUUGAAAGCAUUAUCAUAAGAGCCAAAAAGUCAACGCCAUUUAUUAUUUGUAAUAUUUUUCUUGAGAGAUACUGCACGUCGGGAGUGUUAGCUAUCAUGCCUUUAUUUUUAUACAACAAAAUGCAGCUUGAUAAAAAUUUAUCAACGUCAAUAUUUCAUUUGUAUGAAGGCAUGACGCUUUUGUUUACAGUUUUUGGCGCUAUUUUGGCUGAUGUAUGGCUUGGCUUAUACAAAUCAAUCAUCAUUAUGUCAUGCUUUUAUAUGUUUGGACUUGCAAUUAUUUCAAUUGCUAUGAUAGAUUUUUUAAAUCUACCGCUUGAAGCCUUCGUAAUAAUUGGACUGAUAAUAAUGGCCAUUGGAUGUGGAUGCAUAAAAGGCAAUACAAAUGUGUUUGGUGGUAAUCAGCAUAAAUUGCCGGAAGAGGAGAGGCAAUUGCAAACUUUCUUCUCAUCGCAAUAUUUCGCAUUAAAAUGUGGAAGUCUUCUGGCUCGUUUUACGAUGCCAAUAUUGCGAGAGGAUGUCAAAUGUCUAGGAAAAAAUGAUUGCUACACGUUAACAUUUGGUGUUCCAGCUAUAAUGUUGUUCUGUGCAUUAUUGGUACUGUUGAUGGGAAGUCGAUAUUAUUUGCAUGUGCCAUCGAAUGGAAAUGUUUUCUUGAAAGUAUUAAAGUGUAUAAAGUAUGCACUAAUCGAGAGGCGAAGGCAAAAGAAAGCUGGAAACAAAAUAAAUCAACACUGGCUCAAGUAUGCAAGUGAAAAGUACGGCCAUAAGUUGGUCCUCGAAACAAAAAUUGUACUUAAAGUUCUCAUCAUGUAUUUACCAGUUCCAAUGUUCUGGGCUCUUCACAUGCAACAAAGCUCAAGAUGGAUAUUCCAAGCGACAAAGAUGAAUGGAGACAUUGGAUUUUAUAAAAUUAAACCAGAUCAAAUGAUUGUCUUCAAUUCCGUAUUGGUCAUCCUUCUCAUUCCGCUUUUUGACAGAUUUGUUUAUCCUUUUAUGGAGAAAAUUGGCAUUAAAUCAAUGCUACAUAGAAUGAUGGUCGGAUAUACAUGCACAAUUUUUGCAUUCAUCAUCUCAGCCUUCUUGGAAGUUCAAGUUGAAAAGAAUUACAUCUCAAUGCUCUGGCAAAUCCCACAAUUUUCCGUAAUUGCAACGGCUGAAAUUUUCUCAUAUCUCGCACAUUUGAAUUUCGCUUAUAAAGAAGCCCCAGCCAGCAUGAAGCCAGUUAUGGUCGCAUUUAUGUACUUAAGUAUUGCUGCAGGCGAUUUUAUUGUUGCCAUCAUAAGCGGAAUUUCAAUAUUUAAAUCUCAGGCUUAUGAAUAUUUAUUUUUUGCAUCUUUAAUGGCUAUUGAUGUUACCAUAUUGGGUCUAUUAACACGUAAGUACAAAUAUACCGAUCAUGAAAUGAUUAAGACGUUAGAGGAAGUGGACAGCAAAAAUAUUAUAUUAAAAAACAAAGCUUCUCCUUAGAUAAUUAUUAAGCUUAUUUAUCUAUAUAUUAAGUUUUAAUUUACCUAGACAUCACGCAAAGUUGAUGUACUUAGCAUGAAAUUUGUAAGUGAUGAUGUUAUCUUAUAAGGUUGAACGCUUUGACUGUUUAUUUGCUUAAAUGAAGAGAGAUUACAAAUUUAGCAUGAAAAUUGAGAAAAACUGUCAGACUAUGUGAAUAUUUUUUUAAAGAUGCAAAAAACCCAUACGGAAAUUGAGUUUUAAAUUUGUUAAUGAAAGCACGUCAUUAAGGGUUUGCGAACCUAAUUAUUUUCUAUUUGUUAAUUAAUUAAAACUUUCAAUUUUCAUAAAGUGCUUUUAAAAUGUGACAAGAUAAUUAACAGAUUUUAAUUACUUGAAAUGCUUGAAAUCGUCUAUGAAAUUUUCUGUUAAAAAUUGACCUCUCUCUGGUCCCCCCCCCCCCUUCCCCCCGUAUUUUAAACUGCUUCCAGCCAUUUUUUGUAUCGAUUACUAAUUCUGUUAUUAACAGUCCUUGAAUGUGAACAGAAUCAAUAAGAUCUUGUGUUUUUUAUGCAGAUCCUUAGAUGUACCUCUACAUUUUCAUACAGCCGUGAUAGUUUCGCUACAAAAUAUUUUAACAGGAUUCUUUUAUUUCUCAACUUUAAUUAUUAACUUGGCUAUUCGAGGGCGUCUUUUAUUAGGGUUUAAAUUUGAUUACUGUUUUGUAAAUAACUGUAACUGGCAGAAAACUUUAAUGUUUUUGAGUCAGUUCUCCCUCAUGACUUCACAUGCCUUCACAAGCCCAUUCAAACGUGGACCCCCUUAAUUUCACAAAAACUUUAUAAAUGGCGUCACAAAACUUCACAUGGCUUCCCCAAACAUGUCCCCAAAUCAUUGGCUUCACAUGACUUCCGCUCUAGAGUCAGGGAGGUAAUUGGGUGUUUACAAUACUUAUAAUCUUCAUCACAUCUAUCUUCAGAUUUAAAUUAACGAAAAUUCCACCAAAAAAAUCUAAUAAACAAUGUUAAGUACUUACUCAAGUGCUGUUCUCGAAAAACCCAAACAACUCUUCGCUUUUGCAGCUAAACUACUAGUUUAAGACAACUAGCGAUUAUCCAAAAACCACUUAAAUGAUCGUAUGUAAAUUCUCUGCAGAUCAAAAAAAAAGUUCGAAAAUUUUAUUAAUGAAUAAUUCAUACGACUCUUAGUCAGAAUUCUUAUUGAUUUUGUUCUUAUUCAACGUCAGCUCUACGGUCUGGCAAGAUCGUUCAACUAAAAAAAAAUGCCAUUCGUAUUCACCUUUCUGGUUCUUAAAUAACAAAAUCAUGUGACUAUGACACAGUCGAGAGACCC